AUGUCGCCAGAUGAGUUUCUAUUCAUGUUAUUCUUGACCUCUUUGCUUACUCUUUUGUUUUCAUUGACAGGUGACAUGCAUUUUGUAAGUUUAAAAUAUGUGAAUCACAGCUGCACAAAGAAAGUUGGAACAAUUGCAGAUCUUGUCAGAGAUACUAAAGUUUUAUUGAUAUCUUAUGCAACUUAUUUAACAAGAUGUCUGUUGCAACAAGUUCUGCAAGAGUGCCAAAACUAG
Messenger RNA from Gryllus bimaculatus (two-spotted cricket), 234 nucleotides. NCBI's taxonomy places the organism in Eukaryota, Metazoa, Arthropoda, Insecta, Orthoptera, Gryllidae. The record is from the annotation of a GenBank genome assembly.